GAUGAACAUCACCACAAAGACGGGACUGAUCGCUUCCCCCCGGAAGCGUAUCGUGCGCCCGAAGAAAGAGUUCGAUCCGGCCGUGCUGGCCCCGUGUGCCAUCACGCGCCAGGUCCCGCUGGCGCUGCGACCCUUCGGCGGUUUGUACAACCCCUACUCGAAGGGCUGCUCGGUGCUGUGCAAUCAUCCGGCGGCCCAGGAGGUGAAAAAUGUGGUCCGACUGGCAAAGGACGCCUGGAUCACGGAGGCCAAGGUGGCUAAUUUGCACGGACAUGUUGGUGGUGGACCGGCGGGCACGGCCACAGCGGCCCUGAUCGAUCGUACCGGUGCGACGUUGGUCGAUGCGGACGGUAAGGCGCUGCCGGGCGAUGGCACCGAGCUGCCGGAUCACGUGCCGGAAGAAUUUUUCCGCCGCUACACGGACACGGAUUCGAGACCGCUGACGCCGACACCGACGGUGGCCAGCGGUCGAACGCGUGCCAGUGUGGGCGGUUCGCAUCUGGCGCGCCGGUGCGUCACGCCGGAACCGCAGACCGCCAACGGGCAGGAGCGCAAGCAGCUGAUACUGGACCUGCGCCGCAGCCACAGCCAGGAGACGCUCUACUGGAACGCGUCUUCCGAGCUGAGCCCGAGCCAGCUGCACGACGGUGGUGGUGGUGGUGGAGGCUUAGCGCUCGGGUACGGCGGUACCGGCGAACGGGGAACGACCGGACCUACCGGCGGUGGCAUUGGUGGUGGUGUGGGAGCAGGUGGGACCGUAGCCCAGUCGGCCGUCGCGGACGAUACCGGACGAAGUGCGGGAGUCGGCGGUGCGGACGAGAUGAAGCUGCUGCGUGGGGAAUCCGAUACCGAGCCCGGAUCGUCUGGCCGGGCACCGCCCCAACCGAUGACCUGUAUCAACGCGAUGGACGAUGGGGAGGAGGACCCACCGAGGCGGCGCGGUAAGCGGCGCAAAAAGUCCAAACAGCUCACGCAAACGAUCAGCUUUGUGCCGAACCAGGAUCCGGAAACGCAAAUCGCCAAAAUUGACCCGGACUCGCCGAACUACUCCGCCCGUCCGUCGCUGGUGCCGACGGGAAAGAAUCUGCUCUGCCUAGCGCAGGACCUAACACCUCCGGCCGGUUUCGGUGCGGGUGGCACUCAGGAUGGGGUGGGGCAGCCCGCCGAGGAGGAUUGCUUUCUGGACGAUGAGUCGUUGGGGUUGCUACGCCGCGGACUGAACAUUGACUUUGUGGAGAUGAUCUUUGAGCGUUACAAAGGACGCGCAAUUCGGGAAGCCUUUCGAACGGCGACGAUGGACAAGCUAAACUUCCAAACGGAAGCUGUCAGAACUUUGCAACGAUCGGCGAAACAGCUCAGUGACGUUGACUACGAGAAGUGGAUCGAUCUGCCCCGGAAGUACUCGAGAUCUUCGGCCCGGUUUGAGCUGCCAAUAGAUACCCGCAAACUAACCCGAAUGACCCCGAUCGAGUAUCUACACGAUUACGUUGUGCUAAGCGAUGACCGGAAGCAGCUCUACCAUCGGAUCUUCGCACGCAAUCUACCUCGAGAGGAACCGAAAGCGUCCGGUGUGCUGGAAAGCAUUGACAGUGACUCACUGCCCGAAACGGAAACGGGACCGAUCGAGGUAGAUGUUACGCGAAAUCUGCUGGCGGACGUGACCCGAUACAUCCCGAUGAAUUGUUUCGACAAGGCGCUGCACGAAGCACUUGGCUUUCAUGGGACACCUGAAAGGAUUGCGGCUAUUCGGGAGCUGUUGGAACUAAACUACGACCCGUUCAACGAGCUGCACAUCGAUUUCAGAACGUGGUGUGGAAUAGUUGCGUUUUCGGAACGCUUCAUCAACACGCUUGACCGCGAGCAGGAUCCUUGUGACGAGCUGGAAAUGGUUGAUUUUGAAUCGCUGGAAAGACGGGUCCGGUGGGCUCGACCUUCGGAAAGCCUUUGCCAAGUCUUGCAAAUCAUUAAAUACCAUUAAGCAGGAGGGGUGUUCGGUCU
Molecule: messenger RNA, 1998 nt
Organism: Anopheles maculipalpis
Lineage: Eukaryota; Metazoa; Arthropoda; Insecta; Diptera; Culicidae
Exons: 4
Coding region: 2-1978 (658 amino acids)
Source: RefSeq, a predicted model, not a curated record